Messenger RNA from Macrobrachium nipponense, 3258 nucleotides. It is a transcript of the gene Lon, whose product is annotated as lon protease homolog, mitochondrial-like. Gene Ontology annotation, cellular component: mitochondrial matrix. The record is from RefSeq and is a predicted model, not a curated record. NCBI's taxonomy places the organism in Eukaryota, Metazoa, Arthropoda, Malacostraca, Decapoda, Palaemonidae. The transcript has 20 exons. Gene Ontology annotation, molecular function: single-stranded DNA binding; serine-type endopeptidase activity; ATP binding. Bases 32 to 3085 code for a protein of 1017 amino acids. Gene Ontology annotation, biological process: mitochondrion organization; protein catabolic process; chaperone-mediated protein complex assembly.
GUCGUCUGCCCGACCGUGAAUUCACACAAACAUGUCCAGCCCCGUCCUUUCCGUUUCCCGUUUUUGGCUAAAUGUCGGCAGACAGACGAGAUUCAAACCCCUGUCAGCCACGAGAGCGCAAUUACCCGUCAAUUUCGCCCAUCUGACGGGCGUAGGACGCCGUUAUAACGCCGGAGAAGACGGAAAACUGCAGAAGGAACCCGGGGAGAACAACGGCCUCCAUGUCUCCUCGUCUCUGUCAAAUGCUUCCAGAAUAUUCCGGGGAAUUUCGCCCGAGUGGAGAGGGCUCUGUCAUGGCCCCUGGGGGAAUUACAGGUUUUUGUCCCAGGUUACAGCACGCGCUUACUGUUCACAGCAUGGAAGUGGAGAAGAAGGUGCAGCAAGUGGAGGGAAUGGCAAUGGACAGAAGCAGGGUGAUGGAGAUGACGGCCCAAUGAUAAUGAACCUUCCAGCCACGAUGAGUGUGCCAGAGGUUUGGCCCAAUGUACCUGUUAUUGCCAUCAACAGAAACCCAGUGUUUCCACGUUUCAUAAAAAUAAUUGAGAUAUCAGACAAAGAGCUAAUGGACCUUAUAAGGAGGAAAGUCCGUUUAAAUCAGCCAUACGCUGGAGUUUUCAGAAGAACAAUGAAAGGUGAUGAAUCUGACGAGAGAGAGGUUGUUGACACAAUAAGCGAGCUUCAUUCCAUAGGAACGUUCGUUCAGAUCCACGAAUUGCAAGACAUGGGCGACAAGUUGCGCAUGAUUGUUAUGGCUCACCGACGCAUCAGCCUUACAGAUGUUUUGCACGACGAGCCGUUAGAAGAGGAUCAGAUCUUGGCAGAAAAGGGACAGGCAAAUGUUGAGCUACGACUACCACCCUUCAACACACCUUUUACAGUGACCCUCGAAGAGCCGCCAAACCCAGAGAACGAGGACAGCAAGUUGCGAAGGCUGCUGCGCAGGAGACGGAAGACCUCCACCGACGAAGCCAAGGCAGAAACUGUGCAAAGUUCUGAAAAUAUUGAGGGUACCCCGACUGUAGAUGCUUCCACGCAAACACCUCCUACUCCAAAGAGAGUCCUCCUAGCACAGGUGGAAAACAUCACUCAUGAUAAGUUCCAGACAACAGAGGAAGUAAAGGCCUUAACACAAGAAAUAAUCAAGACAAUUCGCGACAUCAUCGCUCUGAAUCCCCUGUAUAGGGAAAGCGUCCAACAGAUGAUUCAACACGGACAGAGGGUCGUCGACAACCCGGUGUAUUUGGCAGAUCUGGCGGCCUCCUUAACGUCCGCCAAUUCAUACGAACUGCAACAGGUGUUGGAGGAAACUCAGAUUCCCAAACGUUUGAUGAUGGCGCUUUCUUUACUGAAGAAGGAAUAUGAGCUCAGCAAACUGCAGGCCUCAAUCGCAAAGGAGGUAGAAGAAAAAGUCAGGUCACAGCACAGGAAAUAUAUGCUCCAGGAACAACUGAAAGUGAUCAAGAAAGAACUGGGAAUUGAAAAGGAAGACAAAGAUGCCAUCGAGGAGAAGUUCCGUGCAAGACUAAAGGAAAAAGAAGUCCCCAAGGCUGUUCAAGAUGUCAUUGAUGAGGAACUGAACAAGCUGGGCUUCCUUGACAACCACUCGUCAGAAUUCAACGUCACCAGAAACUACCUGGACUGGCUGACGAUGCUUCCGUGGGGAAUCACUUCGCAAGAGAAUCUCGAUCUGGAAACGGCCCGCAAGAUUCUGGACGAAGACCACUACGGAAUGGAGGAUGUUAAGAAGAGAAUCUUAGAGUUUAUCGCUGUUGCACAGCUUCGAGGCACUACGCAAGGGAAAAUUCUUUGCUUCCAUGGACCUCCAGGUGUUGGCAAGACCAGCAUAGCACGGUCUAUUGCCCGUGCCCUGAAUAGAGAGUAUUUCAGAUUCAGUGUUGGAGGUAUGACAGACGUAGCGGAAAUCAAAGGUCACAGGAGGACUUAUGUUGGAGCAAUGCCUGGAAAAUUGAUUCAGUGUCUGAAGAAGACCAAGACAGAAAAUCCCGUCGUGCUGAUCGACGAGGUGGAUAAAAUCGGCAAGGGCUAUCAGGGCGAUCCUUCUGCUGCGUUGCUCGAGCUCCUUGAUCCGGAACAAAAUGCCAAUUUCCUUGACCAUUACCUAGAUGUCAAUGUAGACCUUUCCAAGGUGUUAUUUAUUUGCACUGCCAAUGUACUGGACACCAUACCAGAGCCCCUACGGGAUAGAAUGGAGAUGAUUGACGUCUCUGGUUACGUAGCUGAAGAGAAGCUGGCCAUUGCUAACACCUACCUCAUUCCAACUGCACAAAAGCUUUGUGGAAUUUCUCCUGAAAAGCUGAAACUAGAAGACAAGGCGAUCGACAGGCUAAUAAGACAGUACUGCCGUGAGAGUGGCGUACGACACUUGCAGAAGCUCAUCGAGAAGAUAAUGAGAAGAGUGGCAUACAACAUUGCCUGCGGCGAGAAGGAGAACAUCAGCGUUGAGGCAGAUAACUUGGAGACAUUUGUCGGGAAACCCAAGUUCAGUCACGAUCGGAUGUACGAUGCGACUCCACCAGGUGUUGUUAUGGGCCUAGCAUGGACUGCUAUGGGUGGUUCGACCCUGUAUAUCGAGACAACGGGUCGCGCUGUCGAAGGAGACCGAGAGGGCAGCUUUGAAACGACUGGUCACCUGGGAGAUGUCAUGAAGGAGUCAACGAGAAUUGCCUUUACCUAUGCAAAGCAGUUUGUUGCCGAGAAAUUUCCAGACAGCACUUCACUGUUGAAAUCUCACAUUCAUCUUCAUGUUCCAGAGGGAGCAACGCCAAAAGAUGGCCCUAGCGCAGGUGUUACCAUCGUGACGGCCUUAGUAUCGCUCGCUCGGGGAAAACCGAUUCGGCAGAACAUUGCGAUGACCGGAGAGUUGUCGCUAACGGGUAAAGUUCUUCCAGUCGGAGGAAUCAAGGAAAAGACAAUUGCGGCAAAACGUGUUGGAGUGAACUGCAUCAUCUUACCGGAGGAAAACAGGAAAGACUUUAGCGAUUUGCCAGAGUUCAUAACGGAAGGUUUGGAAGUCCACUUUGCUAACCAGUACGCCGAUGUCUAUAAGGUUGCCUUUCCUGAAUAAUUCCUGACACAAAAGAAUAUGUACAAAAGCCUCCUAUGUAAAAAUUUACUUUUCAUCUCUAGUUGUGAAUAAGAAGAGUUAUAUUUUGUCAUAAUGUUAUGCAGCUUGUGAUAUGUGGUUGGAUGCAAGUGAUAUUAGUGUUAAUAAAUGUUAUAGUAUUGUUCAUUAUCAUA